Humulus lupulus (European hop) is the source of this 2721-nucleotide messenger RNA. RefSeq lists its product as uncharacterized. Gene Ontology annotation, molecular function: catalytic activity. The record is from RefSeq and is a predicted model, not a curated record. NCBI's taxonomy places the organism in Eukaryota, Viridiplantae, Streptophyta, Magnoliopsida, Rosales, Cannabaceae. Bases 1 to 2721 code for a protein of 906 amino acids. The transcript has 6 exons.
AUGAGUUGGAAUGUAAGAGGGCUUAAUCGAAUUAAUAAACAUGGCCAUGUUAGUGAUCUUUGUAAGAGGUACAGAAUAGGAGUUGGUGGCCUUUUAGAGACCAAGUUGAAGGGCAGCAAAAUUAGUAGGUUUGUAGAAUUUUAUUUUCUGAAUUGGGAUUACUAUACUAGUCCAGAAAUUGAAGGGCGUCUUUUGAUUGUUUGGAGGAAGUCUUUUGUGAAGGUUACUAUCUUAGAGAAAUCAAAUCAGUUUAUUCAUUGUUUGGUUAAGUUGACUGGUGUGCAGCAGAGUUUUGGAGUAACUUUCGUCUAUGGAAUGAAUUCUAUAGAAGGAAGGAGAAGCCUUUGGGAGGGGCUAAGAAGGCCUUUUCUUAAGGACACAGCUUGGAUUUAUCUAGGGGAUUUCAAUGCCCCUUUUACAUGCCAAGAUAGAUCGGGUGGGAAGCCAAUUUCUGGCUUGGAGUUGGCUGAUCCUAAUAGGUGGCUUGCAGAUUCUUAUCUAGAGCAUUUAAAAAGUGUUGGUUGGGAAGCAUUUUCUGAUCAUUGCUCUUGUCUAGUCAAACUUCAGGUUCAAGAGAAGCUGGGAAUAAGGAUGUUUCGGUUCUUCAAUUAUUGGAUAGAGCUUCCAGAUUUUCAUAUUCAGGUUUUAAGAAGUUGGAAUCAGCCAAUUAAUGCAACAGGAAUUCGGGCCAUUUACCUUAAAAUGCUGAGAUUGAAACACUGUCUGAAAGUUUUUAACACAGAUAAGAUAGGUGACCUGAAGGCUAAAUUCUAUAAAGCUAAAGAGACCUUUCAAGUAGCUCGUUUACAAGCUGAAGCUUAUCCCCAUGUAUUGGAUUUUCAGGAAGCUGAAAAGGAAGCUGCUGAGGCUUAUUCAAAGCGUAAAGCGGAGAAUGGUAUUGUCUCUUUCAUAACUGAAGAUGGCAAAAUGGUGGAUAAUUUCUCAGAAGUGGAAGGAGCUCUCUUCAGUAUUCCUAUAACCAAGUCUCCGAGUCCGGAUGGGUUUGGUUCUGGAUUUUUUAAAGCAGUCUGGAAUGACAUUGGGGAUGAGGUGUGCGAAGCAAUUACCCACUGUUUUGAAUCAGGUAUUUUCCCUUCUGAGCUCCACGAAACAACCUUAUCUUUGAUUCCUAAGGUUGCCAAUCCUUCAAGGGCUGUAGAUUAUAGACCCAUCGCUUGUUGCUCAACAUUAUAUAAGUGUAUGUCGAAGCUGAUUUGUAAGAGAAUGGCCGAUAUUCUUCCUGAUGUUAUUCAGCCUAAUCAGGGAGCAUUUGUCAAGGGUCGGUCUAUUGCCCACAAUAUUAUGAUAUUCCAAGAUCUCAUAAAAAACUAUGGGAGAGCUACUACUUCAUCGAGAUGUGCUAUCAAAAUAGACCUCAGAAAGGCCUAUGACACAGUAGAUUGGGUCUUCCUUGAGAACCUGUUGAAAGCUUUGAAAUUUCCUAUGAAAUUUAUUGGUUGGAUCAUGGCUUGUGUUAGGAAUACAUCUUACUUUCUCUUGAUGAAUGGUAGGAUUCAGGGUAAAUUUAAAGGAGGGAAAGGGCAGAGACAAGGAGACCCCAUGUCACCUUUGUUGUUUGUCAUUAUUAUGGAAUAUUUGACUAGGAGUUUGCAACAAGCUGCUCUUAAUUCACCCUUUCGGUAUCAUCCAAUGUGUAAAAGUCUCAAACUCAUUAAUCUUUGCUUUGCAGAUGAUUUAUUGUUAUUUUGUAAAGGAUCUCUUGCUGCUAUUAGAUUUGUCAAAGGGGUGCUUGAUAGCUUUGCUACAGCCACAGAAGGAUUAUUUCCCCUUACUUAUCUUGGGGUCCCUAUGAGGCCUACAAAAUGGAAGCAUGAAGACUGUGAGGUUAUUCUUCAGAAAUUUCGCUUGAAAAUUCAGAAUUGGGCAAGUAGACACUUGUCUUUUGCUGGCCGGAUUCAACUCAUAAAUUCAGUGUUACUUGGGCUUCAAAAAUAUUGGAUGUCUAUCUUUGUUUUGCCUCAAAGCAUAGUUAAGGAAAUUGAGAGGAUAUGUAGGGGCUUCCUGUGGGGUUCAGCUGGGCAGAGAAGUAAAUUACACAUUCCCUCUUGGCAGAAGGUUUGUCUUCCUAAAGUCUAUGGAGAUUUGGGUUUCAGAGAUGGAGCUACUUGGAACUGGGCUGUGUUAGCUAAAUAUGUUUGGGCCUUAUCUACGAAACCUGAUCUGCUUUGGGUAAAAUGUAUCCAUUCCAUUUAUCUGAAAGGUGCUGACUUCUGGAACUAUGUCUUAAUAGCAGAUUGUAGUUGGUAUUGGCGAAAGCUAUGUCAUCUCCGGGAUCAUUUUAGGCCUACUGAUAUCAUCUCUGCUGGUGUGCAAGGGAGAUUUAAAUCCACAAGAUUGUACAACAGUCUUUUGGUUCAGCAGAGGGAUGAGUUCUACAGAACUAUUUGGAGCAGAAUCAUUCUUCCAAAUCACAGAUUUAUGCUCUGGCAAGUUGGUUACAUAUACUCAAACCCACAGCAGCCACACAGUACUGAAGGAGAUGAACGGCUGAACAGCAUGACCAAGGCUGAAGGAGAUGAACGGCAGUGGCGUUCCAGCAUUCUCGGCGGCGUCGACGGCGGUUCCAACGUUCUAGCACUCAUGGCGGCGCACGGCUCUAGCACUCACGGUGGCGCAGGUCUCGGCUCCAGUAGGCUCUCCGGCGGUGCAGGUUCUCGGCUCCGGCGGUGCUGGUUGCUCACGGUUCCAGCCGUGGGUUGA